Molecule: messenger RNA, 762 nt
Organism: Mycotypha africana
Lineage: Eukaryota; Fungi; Mucoromycota; Mucoromycetes; Mucorales; Mycotyphaceae
Exons: 6
Coding region: 1-762 (253 amino acids)
Molecular function (GO): protein binding
Source: RefSeq, a predicted model, not a curated record
AUGGACGAUUACGACACUAGUACUACUCCUGUAUUUAACCAUAGUUUAUCAAGCCCACUCAUUGCCGUCACUGGUGCUUUGGCCUGUAUUGCCUGGCUGAUCCUGUUUGUCGGUGCAUGUGUAGCAGGAUUCCACGGUACAGCUUGGUGGAUCAUCAUUUAUGAACUUGCUUUCCUCGUCUUUGUUUUUGUCGUUCUCGGCUUAAACCAAUUUGGCCGUUUUCAUAAUAUGGUUUGGCUAUUUAUGGCUGUUAGUCUUGUUUAUUUGACAUGGUUGUGUCAAUUUAAUCUUAACUUUUUGGGCCAAAGUGGUGCCAGAGCUGCUGCAGGUGGUGCAAUCAUUUUGCUCAUCAUUGAAUUUAUCUGGGCCAUUGAAUUAACUGCUCCUGGUGGAGGUACUCGUAUGAGCCUUGGAAGCCUCGGAGGCGCCAAAGAAAAGAUCAAUGCUCGUAUUCAACGAUCUAGAAUUGGACCUCAUGGAGGUAACAAAAACAGCAACUAUGAAGGAGGAAACAAACCUUUGCCUCGUCGCUUUGACGAAGAGAACGCUGUUGGCGGUGACAAUAAUAAUUCUCAAUAUGAUGCUAAUCAUACUGAGCAAGUUACUGCUUUACAUGCAUAUAAGGGAAGCGUCGAUGAUCCCAAUGAACUCUCUUUUGAGAAAGGUGACGUUCUCGAAAUUUUGGACAAGAGUGGCAAUUGGUGGCAAGCUCGUAAACAAGAUGGCUCUACUGGCAUUGUUCCCAGCAAUUACUUCGAAUAA